This is a messenger RNA of Clunio marinus, 2859 nucleotides long. The record is from the annotation of a GenBank genome assembly. Lineage: Eukaryota; Metazoa; Arthropoda; Insecta; Diptera; Chironomidae.
AUGGAAAUAAAAUAUUUUGUUUUUAUUGUAAUACUUUCAUUGAGAGUAUCAAGUUCAAAGAGUGAAGAAUUUCUUAUUCCGGAUUCGAUAACACCAGAAAGUUAUCUUUUGAUAAUAACAACGAAUGUUCCAAAUGCCGCGACAAGAUUUUCAGGAGUUUUAAGUUUAAAGCUUUUAGUUGUUGAAGACACAAAUCAGAUUUAUCUUCACAGUCGAGGACAUACAAUAAAUAGUUUUGAUCUAUUUGAGAAUUUCAAUCCAAUUUCCGGUUUAUUGUUUUCGAGAAUUGACGAAAAUGUUAUAAACUUUUCCUCAGAAGUUACCCUUGAAGCUGGCCAUAGCUACGAUUUGUUGCUUCAAUACCAAGGAAAUUUAUUGCUAUCUUCAAACGGCUUCUUCCGUUCUGAUUAUGUCGAAAGAGUGGAAGGAAACGAUGUUUACACAAGGCAAGCUGCUACGCAAUUCAAACCAGAUUCAGCACGUCAUGCUUUUCCAUGUUUUGAUACCUUAGAGAAUCAACACAGAGCGGCUUUCGAAGUCAUCAUUAAUCAUGACUCAACAUACCAUGCUUUGUCAAAUACGUUGAGCUUCGAUAAAUCAUUACAGGGUUCUCGUAUGCAAACCAUAUUCUAUCAGACGCCAUUAAUUUCUCCAUGUUCUUUGGCUUUCUUCAUAUCAGGCUUUAGUAGCAUAGAAGAAGAAAGUUCCAAUGGCAUAAAACUUAUCGUUUCUGUCAGAGAAAGAGAAAAGGAGAACACAAAAAAGCUUUUGGAUAUUAUGGAUUCAACUCUCAAAGCUGUUGAAUCUUUUAUGGGAUUGAAUCUGAGUAGCUUGAAUCUGAAAACUUUACACUCAGUUGUACUUCCAAAUUUUGAUAAGGAAGUUGAAUCUUUUUACGCUUUCAACUAUUAUCGUGAAGAUGUCAUUCUCUUUAAUCCGCUUAUAUCAGCUGACAUCAAAACUUUCACUAUAUCAAAAUACGUGACUAAUUCCAUAGUGUCACAGUUUCUUGGAAAUAUUGUUUCUGUUGAUUCUCAAAGUGACGUUUGGAUUUUCAAUGGGCUCAUAACGUUCUUGGAGUAUCUCAUAAAUAUUUCCGACUUUGAAUCAAAUGAAAUGUUCAUUAGCGAAGUACUUCAUCCAACACUAGACUCUUCCUUCUCUGUCUUCAAUGCACUCAACGUGGAAAAUGCGGAAAAAGUUGCUUGCACUUUCCGAAUGAUUUAUUAUGCAAUUGGGAGCGAAGCUUUUUCACAAACACUUCGAAGCUUUAUACAGAUAAACAUCUUUAAAUCGACCAACGCGGAAGAGUUCUUUAAAGCUCUACAACAACAUGCUGAACUUGAAGUCAGUCUUGUUGAUGUCAUUGCAGGAUUUGUUGAGAUGGAAACCAAAGUAAUUCUUAAUGUUCAUCAUUAUGAGAAGAACGUUUUGAAAGUUAUGAAGGAACCAAUUUUGUUGCCAUUUAAUUACAUGACAUCUUCAAUGGCAUCACCAAGUGAUAUCAAGUGGUUGAACAACACAAACGUUGAAGAAUAUCUGAUUAUUGAUUCGUUAGAGAGUGAUGACUGGUUUCUCCUUAAUAUUGAUCAAUUUGCCUUUUAUCGAGUCAAUUACAAUGCCGAUAAUUGGAUUGCGAUAAUUAAUGCUUUAAGACAUAAUUCACAAGUCUUUAGUGCUGUAACGAGAGCGCAAUUGAUUGAUGAUGCCUUUCACAUGGCCAAAGAAAAUUUACUUCCCUAUGGAAUUGCUCUCGAUUUGAUGAUGGAGCUGAAGAACGAGACUUCAUUUUUACCAUGGAAUGCAGCAAUUAAAAAUCUUCUUCACUUGAACGAUAUCUUGGUUGAGACAGAUUUCCAUGGUGAAUUUCAAGAUUUAAUGCUUUAUCUGAUUGAAGGCUACAUGACUCUUAUUGGAAUCGAUGAGCUAUCCACAGACUCUGGAAUGGAUAAGUUUUCAAGGAUACAAAUGAUCGAUUUCAUUUGUCGUAUGAAGUCAGAAGAUUGUUUAAACCAAAUGCAGAGGAAACUGAAAUCCCAUAUCGACGAUAAAGAAAAAUUGCCUGUCAACUUAGAAUCGUCUGCUUUUUGUUACGGAUUAAUGGCGUCAGCAUUUUCAGAUGAAGGCUCUCGACUCAUUGUUGAAUUGUGGAAUGAAUUGCAAGCAUCUGACAACACAGAAUAUCGAUUGCGUAUCAUCAACUCUUUAGGAUGUUACGGUGAUGUAAAAGUUUUGUUUGACUUGCUUGAAACAAUUUUAGCUUCGACGGGAGAAGCUCGAUAUUACGGAACUGAAAGUUUUGCACUCAUACAUGCUGUUUAUUCAACCACAAUACAAGGUGUUGAAGCAACAUUGAACUUCCUGAUUGAAUUUCAAAAUGAUGCCGUGAGACGUUCACAAAAACCUGAUUUAAUUGAAGUUCUCCUUCAUUCACUUCCACAGAAAAUCUUCAACGAAAGGCUUUUUGAUAAGUUUAAUUCAACAAUGGGGAUAUUUAAUGUCAGUGAACACCAAUUAAAUGAAGCGGCUACGAUCAUUCAAAAGAACAUUGCUUGGUAUGAGAGUCAACAAGAAAUGGAAAUCAGAAAUUGGUUUGGAAAAACUUCUGAAGUAACCUUAAGCACUGAGGGCACGACCGUUAACACAAGCGGAAAUAAAAUUCGAUCACUUUCUCAAGUUUUAGCAAUUUUGUGUUCAUUGAUAUAUGUUUUCACUAGAUGAAUGUUAAAUUUUAUGUAUCAAAGAAUGAAUGUUAACGCUUUGUUAAUUUUUCCAACAGAUUCUAACUUCCCAUAACAUUGUAUAAAAUAACUAAAUACAUAUUUCCAAAAAUAAAAAUAUAUAAAAGUGCUCAAAGAA